UCAUGCCUCCCCUUAUAGGGCCCCUCGCCACUGUUUUGCUCCAGCUUGUCGUCUUCAUAUCUGUGACUGGUGGUGCGUACUACGGACACAUGCAACACCCUCAGCCAUACCAGCCAAUGCACCACCUUCAGCACAUUAAUAUGGGCAAGGGAGGUUUUCCUCAGCAACAGUACCUUGGCAAAGAAGUGCCCUACAUGCAGUUUCCACACUACAGGAAGGAGCUUCCCCAGAUGCCCCUCAAAGGCAAAGAAAAUCCUCGGAAAGGGGGAAACUACAAUGCUGGCAAAGACAAAGGUCUAACAAUUCCUAGUGCAGUAGAAGGAGCUGCCCUGGGAGAACAAGGCCCAGCUGGACCACCUGGACCAGAGGGACCUCCAGGACCUCCUGGGCCUCCAGGAGAUGGUCUGCCUGGUCCUGAAGGCCAACUGGGACCUCCAGGUCCACCAGGAUUGCCUGGAAUAGGGAAACUAGGCUUACCUGGAGUGCCAGGAAAACCAGGUGUAAUUGGUGAGCCUGGGCCACAGGGACAAAUGGGACCAAGAGGUGAAGAAGGCCCCACUGGUCAACCAGGUCCUCAGGGACCAUUGGGCCCACCUGGGCUUCCUGGAAUAGGUAAACCAGGGAUGCAGGGAUUACCAGGACAACCAGGUGGCAAAGGAGAACCAGGUCACAAGGGCCUGCCAGGACUGCCGGGAUUACCGGGACCAAAAGGAGACAAAGGACUGGGCCUGCCAGGACAGCCUGGUCACAAAGGACUUCCUGGGCCCCCUGGACCAACUGGCCCAAGAGGGCUGCCAGGUUUUGGAAAACCAGGGUUGAAUGGCUUGCCAGGUCCACAAGGGCCACCAGGACAUAAAGGACAUCCUGGAGAAUCUGGGAUUCCUGGGCCAGCUGGGAAAGGAGGACCACCUGGCCCACCAGGUCUACCUGGUCAAGGAAAGCCAGGUCAAAAUGGUCUGCCUGGAGAACCAGGAAAGACAGGUGAAAAGGGCCCUCCAGGACCACCAGGAUUGCCAGGUAAACCAGGACUUCCAGGAUUUGGUAAACAAGGACUUUCAGGACCAAAAGGCGAUAAAGGAAUGAAUGGACCACCUGGACCUCCAGGACUUAAAGGAGAUAAGGGCCAUGACGGAUUACCUGGAAUGCUUGGAUCUCCUGGACCAAGUGGUCCACCAGGUCCUCCAGGACCGAUUGGACGACCUGGAAGCGGAGGUGCACCUGGUGCUAAAGGAGAUUGUGGAGACGGAGGACCUAAAGGGCUGGAUGGAGCCAAAGGUGACCUUGGUCCUCCAGGGCUACCUGGUAAGACUGGUCUAACUGGGGAAAUUGGGGAACCAGGUCCUAGAGGUCAACCUGGAUCAAAUGGUCCUAAAGGUGCUGAUGGGUAUAAAGGUCUACCUGGUAUUGCUGGUCCCCCCGGAACUCCUGGUUUAAGAGGAGUGGCUGGAUUACCUGGGGAAAAGGGUAUUCAAGGACCUCAAGGAAUCCCUGGAAUAGAUGGUACAGCUGGACCAAUGGGAUCUCCAGGUCCCACGGGACCUAAAGGAGAAAAUGGACUACCUGGUCCACCAGGCACUGCAGUCAUUUCGAGUCCAGGCCUGCCUGGUCCUGCAGGACCCCAAGGAAGAGAGGGACCAUCUGGACUCCCAGGACAGCCAGGUCAACCUGGUCCACCUGGACCACCCGGACCACCUGGUGAACCUGUUUUUUCUCCAGAAAUGGCUGGGGUUCUUUCUGAGAUGGGACCAGGACUAGAUGGUGUUAAAGCUGGAAGUUAUGGCAAAAAGAGCAAAUACGGUGGUUAUGGGGCUGAAGUAAUGGGUUCCAGUGGGCUUGAAAUGCCAGCAUUUACGGCUGUAGCAUCCACUCCCUUCCCACCUGUGGGGAGUCCGGUUGUUUUUGAUAAGCUGUUGUACAAUGGCCGCCAAAACUACAAUCCUCAGACAGGAAUCUUCACCUGUGACAUCCCCGGCAUUUACUACUUUGUCUACCACAUUCAUUGCAAGGGAGAGAACGUGUGGGUGGCUUUGAUGAGAAACAAUGAGCCUGUGAUGUAUACAUACGAUGAAUACAAAAAAGGUACCUUAGACCAAGCCUCUGGAAGUGCAGUCCUGCCUCUCCAACCUGGGGACACUGUGUAUAUUCAAAUGCCAUCAGAUCAAGCCUCAGGACUUUAUGCUGGACAGUAUGUGCAAUCCUCCUUUACUGGGUAUUUGCUCUAUCCAAUGUAAAGUCACAUACUUUAUGAGCAAGGAAAGGGGGAAGCUUUUCGUUGAAUAAUGAAUGAUGGUAUUAUAACUUAUCUUAGACUGAGCAUUCCUUAAUAUAAAGUAAAAAAAACAACAAAAAAACGUUGCUCUCGUCAACGGAGAUGAAAGCACAGAAUUUGUACUGUAUAACCUGAAAAUCAAUUCAAGUGGGAGACCUAAGACUUGUUUUUUUUUUCUUUUUUCUAAUAAACAUAAACAUGGAGUGUAUUAACAAGAUAGUAAGAUUAACUCCUCUCUGUUCAUUACACUGUUACAGCUAGUCAACGUCAGUCCCUGUACAACAUCAAAAUUGGCAUCUAGCAGGUAAUGUGGAAAAAACCCCCACUAUAACAAUGUGCACCAAUUCUGACAGUAAAUUGUUAUUUAUUACUACAUCUAUACUUCCUGCCUCUUGGGGUAUUAAUGCAAAAAUCUAAAUACAGAUAAUUUUCUAUUUUAUUUUCGUCUGUCAUUAAAGUUAUCCUGUAUUAUUGUGCAGGCUGAAAAUGUCUCGGUUCUGGGGAAAAAAAAUUGAAUAGAAAAAUUCAGUGAGAAGAACACAAGGGCUAACUAACUACAUGACUGUAAAACAAUAUGUAUGAAGGAACUGACUAUAUUUAUACAAGUGUAUGUUGAUUAUUCUACUCUUGCGUAGAAGAACACAAACCUUAGACGGUAAAGACGAACAUGACAGCUUUACAAGGAAUAUUGAGCUUUUAUGGAGGAGAUUAGAAAACAAUGUAAUGUUAUUUUUGUUUUGAAUUGUUUGCUGAUAAUUUUGUGAAUCUGCUGCUGUGAAAAACCCAUAAACUCUAGACACAUUAUUGCUCUGAUCUAUAAAGCCACUCAACAGACUACAAGAGACCAUUUCACCACAAUGAAUAACAAUGACAUAAAAUAUUGUUACAAGUACCAUACAAGUAUACUAUUCUUGUUUGCAAGCAACUUUUAGUGAGGAAUGGUAUUCAUUCAGUUUUUUAAAGAACAUUAAUUCUUAAGAAAAAUGUGAUGUUUUUAAUUGUCCCUCUAUGGGAAGGCUCAUCUCUUUUGGGAAUAAUAACUUUGUUUGGGCUACUUAAUUUUGUUUGACUGAAAUGAAUGUUUCUUUUUUUUAUUUAACAGGUUUAAUUCAAAAUUCACUGUUUCAAAACUAGGAUGUAGGACACAAUUUCAUAUUAGAAGCACAUCAUUCACAAUCCAUUUCCCAUAUAAUGGAUUAUGAUGAAAAAAUAAAGUAUGAUGAGUUUAAAAGGAGUCCCUGUAAUCGAAUUGUGUUGGUGUUUAAACUUUGUUGUGACCAUUUAAAAAAAAAAAA
This is a messenger RNA of Xiphophorus hellerii (green swordtail), 3564 nucleotides long. It is a transcript of the gene col8a1a, whose product is annotated as collagen, type VIII, alpha 1a. The coding region runs from base 3 to 2231 and encodes 742 amino acids. Gene Ontology annotation, molecular function: extracellular matrix structural constituent conferring tensile strength; protein binding. Gene Ontology annotation, biological process: extracellular matrix organization. The record is from RefSeq and is a predicted model, not a curated record. The transcript has 2 exons. NCBI's taxonomy places the organism in Eukaryota, Metazoa, Chordata, Actinopteri, Cyprinodontiformes, Poeciliidae.